Messenger RNA from Esox lucius (northern pike), 1203 nucleotides. It is a transcript of the gene esd, whose product is annotated as esterase D/formylglutathione hydrolase. Gene Ontology annotation, cellular component: cytosol. NCBI's taxonomy places the organism in Eukaryota, Metazoa, Chordata, Actinopteri, Esociformes, Esocidae. The transcript has 9 exons. The coding region runs from base 112 to 960 and encodes 282 amino acids. Gene Ontology annotation, biological process: formaldehyde catabolic process. The record is from RefSeq and is a predicted model, not a curated record. Gene Ontology annotation, molecular function: S-formylglutathione hydrolase activity.
UGGGGACGGAACAAAAUGGAGACGGAACAAAGGGGAGGCGUCCACAUUACGUCUCACGUUUACCUCACGUUGAACCCUGCCGUGUAGAUCCAAGAAGCAGGUAACGGAAAAAUGUCCCUCACCCAAGUAACAUCCAACAAAUGCAGCGGUGGCUACCAGAAAGUGUUCGAGCAUGACAGCACUGAGCUGAAGUGUAAAAUGAAGUUUGCCAUCUACCUGCCCCCUAAGGCUGAGAAUGGGAAGUGUCCUGUCUUCUACUGGCUCUCAGGUUUGACGUGCACAGAGCAGAACUUCAUCACCAAGGCUGGCAGUCAGCAGGCAGCAUCAGAGCACGGCCUCAUAAUUGUAGCGCCGGACACCAGCCCACGUGGUUGUAACAUUGAGGGCGAAGAUGAGAGCUGGGACUUUGGCACUGGAGCUGGUUUCUAUGUAAACGCCACACAGGAACCCUGGAAGACCAACUACCGCAUGUAUGCCUAUGUCACUGAGGAGCUGCCUAGUUUGAUCAACGCCAACUUCCCAGCUGACCCAGAGAAGAUGUCGAUCUCUGGUCACUCGAUGGGGGGACACGGAGCCCUCAUCUGCGCCCUAAAGAACCCUGGAAAAUACAAGGCUGUGUCCGCCUUCGCCCCCAUCUGUAACCCCAUGCAGUGUGCCUGGGGGCAGAAAGCCUUCACUGGGUACCUGGGUGAAGACAAGAAAGACUGGGAGUCUUAUGAUGCCACCGUGCUGGCGGGCUCCUAUUGUGGGCCCCAGCUGGACAUCCUGAUCGACCAGGGCCGUGAUGACCAGUUCCUGUCAGCCAGCCAGCUGCUUCCUGACAACCUGAUUGCCGCCUGCUCUGAAAAGAAGAUUCCUGUGGUGUUCAGGCUUCAGCCGGGCUAUGACCACAGCUACUACUUCAUCUACUCCUUUAUCAACGACCACAUCAAGCACCAUGCCAAGUUCCUCAAUGCUUAAAAGCAUGACUGCUAGACCAGAACCCAACCAGGCUUUGUCCUCUGUGCCUUCUACUGUGCAGUCCCAUCUACCCUAUACAGAGAAAUAAAGCCUGAUGACCUGAAGUGAACCAGCUGAGCUGAAAGGAACUGACCUGCUAUGUUAAAUAGUGGGAUUAGUGAUGUUAAAGGGGAGUUUGCUUGCCAAAUCACAUGCUAAUGCAAACUACUUUUUUGAAAAUAAAAGUUCACUUAUUACUUUUCA